GGAGGCGGACGUGGCGUUUUGCUCACGCGCGGGCGGCAGCCUCGAGGCGUCCAGGGCCUGACGGUUGCUAGGGUGACAGAGAUACAACAUGGCGGCUGAAUCCUAACGCUUUCUGUCGAGGGUCCAGCGCGGAGGUCCUACUUUGGGACCCUGCCUCAGAGGAGUGGAAGCCAGGAGGCCGUCCUGUCUGCCCCUUUCUUCUCCGUCCAGUGUCGGCAAGGGCUUGUCGUCGGCUUCCGUAUCCAGGAUGAAGAAGUAUAAAGCAGUUGGCAAAAUAGGAGAGGGAACGUUUUCUGAAGUCACGAAGCUGUGGAGCCUGAGGGACGGGAGCUACUACGCGUGCAAACAGAUGAAGCAGCCCUUCGAAAGUCUGCAUUCUCUGGGUUCCUCUGCCUUUCGACUACUUGCGAUGGUGAAUUUGCUGUGCAGUGUACCGAUCAUCCCGUACCUGAAGAGCAGACUUCCUGAGACAGCCGCCUCUGAGACACGCACCACAAACCAGAGCAGCAGAGAACGGACUUCGAGCCGCAGGAUGGGACACAUUUGCACCCUGGGGAGGACCGGAAUCCUCAUCAGUAUUGAGCAAGUGAACAAUCUGCGGGAGAUACAAGCACUGAGACGCCUGAAUCCACACCCAAACAUUCUUACGUUGCACGAAGUGGUUUUUGACAGAAAAUCUGGUUCUCUUGCACUAAUAUGUGAACUUAUGGACAUGAAUAUUUAUGAGCUAAUACGAGGGAGAAGACACCCAUUAUCAGAAAAAAAGAUUAUGCACUAUAUGUACCAGUUAUGUAAAUCCCUUGAUCAUAUGCACAGAAAUGGAAUAUUUCACAGAGAUGUAAAGCCAGAAAAUAUAUUAAUAAAGCAGGAUGUCCUGAAAUUAGGGGACUUUGGGUCCUGCCGGAGCAUCCGUUCCAAGCAGCCGUACACAGAGUACAUUUCCACCCGCUGGUACCGCGCCCCGGAGUGUCUCCUCACCGAUGGCUUCUACUCCUACAAAAUGGACCUGUGGAGCGCAGGCUGUGUGUUCUACGAGAUCGCCAGGUCGAGAGCUAUGAGUUUUGAUUUUCCUUUUAAAAAGGGAUCAGGAAUACCUCUACUGACGGCCAGUUUGUCCUCGCAAUGCCUCUCCCUCCUGCACGCAAUGGUGGCCUAUGAUCCCGAUGAGAGAAUCAGCGCCCACCAGGCCCUGCAGCACCCCUCCUUCCAAGAACAGAGGGCAGCUGAGAAGCAGGCUCUGGCCAGCCACAGAAAACCUUUCUUUCCAGAGCGCCCUGCGGCAUCAGAACUGUUCAGUAACAGCUGGCAAAUUUCAAAGAAGGACAGAAAGCAGAAACAGUCCCUAAAGCCAGAGGAGGACCAUCCCAAGAGACCAGGACCGGCCUACCUCAUGGAACUGCCCAAACUGAAGCUUUCGGGGGGGACCAAACUGUCCUCCUACUCCAGCCCCGCGCUGCACUCCGUGUUCGGCCCGGGGGCCAACAGGAAAGUGCCAGUGCUGAGGCCCUUCAAGUGCGCUGGCGCCGACCAGAAGACGGAUGCGCAGAAGGACCUGAAGGCCAACCGGAAGCAGUACCGUCUGCCCACGAUCGAGAGGAAGGGCGGGGGGUGCUGAGCAGCCCGGGCGGCUGCCUGCCCGGAGCGUGAGAGCAGGUGUGGCCCGGCCGGGCCCCGCGAGUCACCUCCGAGCCUCGGAUGGAGGGCUCUGGGAGAGGCCCGGCAUCCCCCGAGACACUGCCCCGCAGGCCAGCCGUGGCUGCGGGCGUCCUGAGAGCAGCUGUCCUGUAUGUUCCAGUCGAAUACAUUUGUAAAACCACCUCGUUCUGGGGUUUUAUUUCAUUUUUGUAACCUGAGAAUUGGGGAGCAGAGAAUAUUUUGUAAUUUUUAAAAAUCUGAAUCAAAACAGAAAUGAGAGUUCAUAUACUGUAUGAUUUAGGCUCGGUUUCACACGGGCCCGGCACGCCAUGCCGCCUGUAGCCCGUCACCAACAGUGUGUGGCACGUCGCAGCUCACAGAUCAUGCUCCUGGAGCUUUAUUAAAGAAUAAGCUGUCGUACAGUAUUUUAAUAUUUUCUGAGUUACACAUGUGUCCUGACGUGCAUUUCUUUAUUUUAGGUCUUGUGAGCAUGUUUGGGGAAGUUAUUUUGUUGGGAAGGCUUUGGUUCGGCUCAGUUUUGUGGCACGUGAAAAUCCAGUAAGGACUGAAUAGAGGCUCGGCCUGGUUGCGCCAUGGCCUCGGUGCCCCCGGGGAGCUGCAGCCGGACGAGGCGGCCAAGCAGGAGGCUCGUCGGCGCACCGGGCUUGCCUGCGGCCACCGGCCCCCUCGCGUUAACUCUGGAGGCCCCGCUUCACCCGUGAGUAGAGCUGCCGCUUCCUGCCGGCGCUUUGCUCUGCUGGCCGGACGCCAGACCCUCGGAGCCCCUUUUUGUCUUGGGAUGUAGCAUAAUGACACCUUCGUUUUCUUAUCUUCACAAACUUACAACGUUAAGAAAAAGCAAAUUUCCCAGGUUUUAGUCGUCUUGUUUCCUCUUUUGAGACAGAUCUGUGACAUUCUUCCACAUGCUUUCCGGUGGCCACCCCGUCUGAGCCACCUGCCAGGUGGUGGAGCAGAACCAGGAGUCCCAGGCUGGCCAGGCCGUGGGGUGGAUGCGGCAGCCUGGGGAGGGGCAGGCGGGAGCCAGCGUUUCACAGGGGUGGGUGCGGGUGAGCGCGGGGCAGCAUGGGUAUGGGCCACACUGCGGCCCAGGAGCCCAAGAGGGGCAGAUUCAGGACCAGAAACAAGGUUUUUGGGGACCUUCGGAGCUGGGUGCACAUGAGGAGGGGCUGGGAAGAGCUUCCUCUGAACCCAUUUAGCACCCUGGUGGGGUCUUCGGGAAGCCCUGUUGUGACGGGGGGUGCAGAGGGGGGCACAUUGCGGGACAAGCAGGGUGCUGCUCUGCCCCCUCGGAGGAUCUGGGAGUUCCGGGCCCCUGGGAGCUGAGGCAGGGGGAAGGCCGGAGCCACGGGGUGCUGAGGCCCCACAGCAGGCAGGCUGGGGAGACAGGAGCCGGGGGAGACUAGAGCUGGCUCCUGGGAUUGAAGGGGGCCCUGCAUGGCCAGUGAGCCCACACUCGGAACCCAGGCAGGCAAGGCUGCCGGAGAACCAGGCCCCUGAGGGGCAGUGGCUCAGGGGGCAUGCUCCUGUCCUCGAGGACUGGCUCUAAGGACAUAUUUAAGGACUGACAAGAAUUUGUGUAUUUAGGAAAACUGUUACCCCUUAAAGUGUAUACAAUUUGAGGGGGAAAUCUUCAGAGUUCUCCCACACACCUUUCUGAGUAAGCAGAUUUGUCCCUCCCCAUGGAGGGCCUCUCUGGGACAGGCCAGGCCCUUGGGGUGUGACCUGUCCACCAACCGAAGCUCUUUUGGCUUCACGUUGGUCUCUGGAAUACCAGUGCUGUGAAGCAGCCAGCCCGGAGCCGGGGGCCCAGCCACCCCAGGCCCCACAGCGGGCACGGCUGGUGCCUCAUGGAGGAGCAGGUGGCACUGUGGCCACGCUCGCCCUCCCUGCACCCACCCACCCGCACUCAGCACGGAGCCGGUCACCGGGCAGCAGGGAUGGCUCCGGCUCUGUGCCCGGCCUCUAGGCCCGGUGCUGGGCGCGGGAGGCCGCCUCCGCCUGCUGCCAGAGCCCUGGCAGGUCUUGGCUCACUGCAAACUGGAGGCCCGCGGAACCUUUGCGGGCAAGGCUAUUCCGGAGCACUGGAACUGUCGCCACAAAGCUCCCGAAGGGACCGGGGUCAAAGUCGUGCUCCCCCACCACCCUGUCAAGUUGGCUCACUGCACAGCGUUUCCUGGGCACCUGCCUGGUGCACCAGCCUCGCUCUUCACCCACUGGGCCCCCCAGGGCUCAGCCCGAGAGGGCGCGAGGCAGGGAGGCGCCAGCUCCCACAGCCCAGCUGCUCCUGGCGCCGAGGCUCCUCCGAGGGCGCUGGUCCGGGGGGUCCGGUUCUGACAGCACCUUAGCGUGUGGACCUGCCUGUGGAGUAGAAAACGCAGAGGCGACGCCACCCAAGUGACCUGGGCGCUGCUGCUCCCUGCCCCCCGGCGCUCAGGACUCCCCGGGGCCUGCCAUGUUUCCUCUGGUCCAGCCACGGGGCAGCCAGCAAGCUCGCGGCCUCCACGUCCUGGAGCCCUGGCCUCCUCUCGGCUUCCCUUAGACCCGUCCCCAUGCGAGCAGCGUGUCUUCACCAGCCCCUACGUGUACGAAGGCUCCAGGCAACCAAUAAAGGCAAAUGCGAGUUGUGCUGAGCCUUCCCCGGCUUCGGACCAGGUGACGGGCCCCAGGGCCGGCCCGGUGUCAUCGGCCCAGGUGCCAUUGGUCCGCAGCGGCCGCGAGGCUGCGGCAGUUACAAGGCAGUCUGCUUUUGGAAGCCAACUCGGGCUUCUUGGCCGGGAGUCAACCGAAGGUACAAGAGCCACAGAUUUGUUCCUAGUACAGACGCAUCGACAGCAAAUCGGGGCCUGUCUGACGCUUCGCUCCGGAGCCGGGGUGAAGGGGAACGGGCAGGGGGCUGAGCCGGGACUGUCCCCCUCGAGAGCUGUGGAAGCUGGGGAGCACAGCCGGGGCAUCUGACUAAACUGAGCUUGAAUUUUAACACACGUGCUAUUCUCGUGCCAGCCAGAUUUCCACCUGUCACUUCACAGGAAAAGGAGACAGCCCCGGGGGUCACAGGAUGAACUCGGGACUCCGCAAAGGCGGCCUUUGCUGACCUGCAGCAGCAAGUGGCCUCGUGUGCCCCUGGACCUGCGUGGCUGGGGUUUUGUGUCCCUGUCUAGGAGCCAGGGCUUUGGUCACGAUGACAGACCAUCCAGCACGUGCAGUUUUAAUACGCAGGUCGUUUUGAAUGUACACGAUAAAAAUUCUCUUUCCCUUGAAACAACAGGGUGUCUGACUCUUUCCUGGCAUUCACCUCCCCCAGAGCGCCUGUCCCUGGGACUCGGGCUCCACAAGCUGCAGGAGCUUCGGGGGCCCGGCCUCUCCUCUGAGAAGCAGCCGCGGCCCGGCACCGCCCGUGCAGCAACCCCGAAAACAGUGCAGCUGAGGCCGUGCGCUCGAUUUCUGGCCUCCAUCGUGGGGACAAGCCCCAGAUUUAACGUGCUCGCUCGGAGAAGUGUGUUUCGGACACUUUGUGGUUUACGGUCACACCAGAUAAAAAUGCCUUCCUGGGGUACAGCUGCGGACGACGGUAAGAGUGACAGCCUUCUGCUGGGCGUUCCCUGCCACUGGGGAGUCCCCCCGAGUGUGGGCGGGACCUGCACUCAGAGCUGCUCCCAGGCUGGCCUCAACGUGACACCCAUCCUGGGUGAUCCCCGCAGCCGACAGAGCACGCCAGACUCUCCAGGGGCCACGACACACGUGUGGUCAUGUGUGGCCACAGGCUUUCAGCAACGACAGGUGCGCUCAGGGACCACAAGCAGGGAGGAGAGGGGUUCGCUGGGCCGCACGCACAGGUGCCACCUCCCGAUGGAGGCCACAGACCGUGAGCCACAGAACUCUCCAGAUGAGCCCCGCUCGAGUAGCCUGUCCUAGUUUGGGCUUCCAGGAACAGGGUGGAAAAAGGACGAAUCAUUUUAUACCAAACUUUAAUUGAACAAAAGUUACAUUAAAAAUUGAGCCAACUUCACAGAAGAUAAACAAAUGGUAUAUUCAAGAUAGUUU
This is a messenger RNA of Ailuropoda melanoleuca (giant panda), 5697 nucleotides long. RefSeq names its product MOK protein kinase (gene MOK). Bases 248 to 1615 code for a protein of 455 amino acids. Lineage: Eukaryota; Metazoa; Chordata; Mammalia; Carnivora; Ursidae. Gene Ontology annotation, biological process: protein phosphorylation. The transcript is spliced from 12 exons. Gene Ontology annotation, molecular function: protein kinase activity; ATP binding. The record is from RefSeq and is a predicted model, not a curated record.